This is a messenger RNA of Closterium sp. Yama58-4, 477 nucleotides long. The record is from the annotation of a GenBank genome assembly. NCBI's taxonomy places the organism in Eukaryota, Viridiplantae, Streptophyta, Zygnematophyceae, Desmidiales, Closteriaceae.
AUGAGCUCGGCCAGGUUUAUGGUGAGGCGAGGUGUCUCUGCCACAGGGUCAGGAUCUGAGAUCACGGGUGCUGGAGGUUCCUUCAAGGUGGGGAUAGAAUCGGGCUCGGCACGUGCUGCCUUCUCGAGAGCUAGCACCUGGCAGGAGGGCUUCACAUACGACAGUCGCUUGAACCCCAUGCUGGCAGGGGGCCGCCUGCGCCUGCGCCUGGACCGCUGCCUGCUGCGCCUGCACCACCUGCGCCUAUGCUCCCCCUCCCUGCUCGGCACGCACCCCAUCCCCGGGGGCUCCUAUUCCAAGCAGCGGCGUGUGAAGGGCCAGCCCACCAUGGUGGACCUGCCCCUGCUGCCCAGUGACCACUUCGGCCUCCUGCUCGUGCUCCACAGGGGUGAGGGGGAGGCUGUGGGGCGUGGGGAUGCGGAACAGAGGCUACUGUACUGGGCUGUGGAGGGGCCCCGUGAGUUGAAGCUGAGCUGA